AUGCAGACCCUAGAGAUGAAGGCUUUGCUCCUGACCGUUAGCCUCUGUCUGGUUGCUGCCCUGCAGGCCCAGGACUCCUCAUCCCUUGCUUUCAAUAAUGUGAAUUUUUCCGGGAAGUGGUUCAACAAGGCCAUGGUGUCAGAAGACGAGUUCCCAAUAAGCAAGGUCACACCCAUUUUUAUCUUGGUGCUGAACAACGGAGACUUGGAGUUUUCUGUCACAUAUAUGAUGUACGGCCAGUGCUUUGAAAUGACCAUCAUCUUGGAGAAAACAGAUGUGCCUGGGCAAUACACUGCCUUUGAGGGUGAGACCCACCUGAAGGUGCAGGUGCAGCCAUCUUCUGUGAAGGGUCACUACAUGCUCUACUGUGAGGGGGAAGUGGAGGAGAUGAGCUUCACCAUGACCCAGCUCAUAGGGAAGGACCCCCAGGAAGAUUUGGAGGCCUUGGAGGAAUUUAAGGAGUUCACACAGCUAAAGAGACUUGUUCCAGAGAACCUGCUCGUUCCUGAACAGAUGGGUGAGGGCACAUGCAACCCAUGA
This is a messenger RNA of Rattus rattus (black rat), 540 nucleotides long. Its product is annotated as vomeronasal secretory protein 1-like. The coding region runs from base 1 to 540 and encodes 179 amino acids. The transcript has 5 exons. Lineage: Eukaryota; Metazoa; Chordata; Mammalia; Rodentia; Muridae. The record is from RefSeq and is a predicted model, not a curated record. Gene Ontology annotation, molecular function: small molecule binding.